Menidia menidia (Atlantic silverside) is the source of this 672-nucleotide messenger RNA. Lineage: Eukaryota; Metazoa; Chordata; Actinopteri; Atheriniformes; Atherinopsidae. The record is from the annotation of a GenBank genome assembly.
AUGUUCCAUGGGAUAGCUGGCACAGGAGGAGUAGGAGGGGCUCCAGCUAAUAAACCAGAGUUGUACGAGGAAGUGAAGCUGUACAAAAAUGCGAGAGAAAGAGAAAAGUAUGACAACAUGGCCGAGUUGUUUGCUGUUGUCAAGACUCUGCAGGCCCUGGAGAAGGCUUACAUCAAAGACUGCGUGACACCUAAUGAGUACACCGCGUCCUGUUCCAGGCUCUUGGUUCAGUAUAAGGCUGCUUUCAAGCAGGUGCAGGCCUCGGAUGUGGGCUCCAUCGAUGACUUCUGCAGGAAGUACAGGCUUGACUGCCCGCUGGCCAUGGAAAGGAUUAAAGAGGAUCGGCCAAUCACCAUCAAGGAUGACAAGGGCAACCUGAACCGCUGCAUUGCAGAUAUAGUUUCUCUCUUCAUCACUGUGAUGGACAAGCUGAGACUGGAGAUCAGGGCCAUGGAUGAGAUCCAGCCAGACCUGAGAGAACUGAUGGAAACCAUGAACAGAAUGAGCAACAUGCCUCCAGACUCGGAGGCUAAAGACAAAGUCAGCCUUUGGUUAACCACCCUCAGCAGCAUGUCUGCCUCAGAUGAACUGGACGACAAUCAGGUUCGCCAGAUGCUUUUUGAUCUGGAGUCGGCCUACAACGCCUUCAACCGCUUCCUCCAUUCCUCUUAG